Molecule: messenger RNA, 1116 nt
Organism: Vicia villosa (hairy vetch)
Lineage: Eukaryota; Viridiplantae; Streptophyta; Magnoliopsida; Fabales; Fabaceae
Product: mitogen-activated protein kinase 4-like
Exons: 2
Coding region: 1-1116 (371 amino acids)
Biological process (GO): intracellular signal transduction; protein phosphorylation
Cellular component (GO): nucleus; cytoplasm
Molecular function (GO): MAP kinase activity; ATP binding
Source: RefSeq, a predicted model, not a curated record
AUGACAAAAAUUUCCAUCGAACCCUCUUCCAAGCUUAAGGAAAAGGGAAAACAUUGUUAUACCAUCUCCAACACACCAUUUGAGAUUGACAUGAAAUAUGUUCCUAUUAAGGCAAUUGGAAGAGGAACAUAUGGUGUGGUGUGUUCAUCCAUCAACAAGGAUACCAAUGAAAAAGUUGCAAUUAAGAAGAUUAACAACAUAUUUGAUAAUUCGGGCGAUGCAAUCAGAACUUUAAGGGAGUUGAAACUACUUAGACAUAUUUGUCACGAGAAUGUCAUAUCAUUAAAAGAUGUUAUGAUGCCUCCACCGAAAGAAAGAAAAAGUUUCAAAGAUGUGUAUUUGGUGUAUGAGCUCAUGGAUACAGAUCUUCAUCGAGUUAUCCAGUCAUCUCAUCCACUUUCUAAUGAUCAUUGCAAAUAUUUCUUAUUUCAGCUACUUCGAGGUCUUAAAUAUCUCCACUCUGCAAAUGUUCUUCACCGAGACUUGAAACCUGGUAAUUUGCUCAUCAGUAGGAAUUGUGAUUUGAAGAUAUGCGACUUUGGGCUUUCCCGAACCAAUGGUGUUGAUGGAGAAUUUAUGACCGAAUAUGUUGUCACACGUUGGUAUCGUGCUCCUGAGCUUCUAUUGGGUUUGUUUAAUUAUGGAACCUCGAUAGAUGUGUGGUCGGUAGGAUGCAUUUUUGCCGAGAUUCUUGGAAGAAAACCAAUUUUUCCUGGGUCUAAUUCCCUUGAUCAACUUGAAUUAAUUGUUAGUGUUCUUGGGAGCCCGCAUGAAGAGGAUAUUGAGUUUAUUGAAAAUCCAAAACCUAGAAGUUUUAUCAAAUCACUUCCCUUAACAAAGGGAAUACGCUUCUCUUGGCUAUUCCCACACGCAGAUCCAUUAGCCAUAGAUUUGUUGGAAAAAAUGCUUGUGUUUGAUCCAACCAAAAGAAUUACUAUUAUAGAAGCACUGCAACAUCCAUAUAUGGUUGGUCUAUAUGAUCCAAGGUAUAAUCCUCCUGCUCGAGCCCCUAUCAAUCUUGACAUAAAUAAAAAUUGGGGGGAAGAGAUGAUUAGAGAAAUGAUGUUGACUGAGAUGCUACAUUACCAUCCAGAAGCUGCUUUUGCCAAUACAUAG